UUGCGCUGCCUCCGUCAGCCGGGUUCGGGAAUAUGGCCGCGCGGUCAGUGUGGGCGGUCCGGCGGCUGGUGCAGCGCCUCCUGGCCUCGAGUGCCGCGUCCGAAGGCAGGGGAUGGCUGCAUCCUUUCAGCACCGCCACCCAGAGAACUGCUGGAGAGGACUGCAGUUCUGAGGACCCUCCCGAUGACCUUGGGCCCUCUCUUGCAGAACGAGCCUUAAAGCUUAAAGCUGUGAAACUGGAGAAAGAAGUCCAGGACUUAACAAUGAGAUACCAGAGAGCUGUAGCUGAUGGUGAAAACAUAAGGCGGCGAACCCAGAGAUGUGUAGAAGAUGCCAAGAUAUUUGGAAUUCAGAGUUUCUGUAAGGACUUGGUAGAGGUGGCAGACAUUUUGGAGAAGACUACAGAGUACAUUUCUGAAGAAACAGAGCCUGGGGACCAGAAGCUCACUCUGGAGAAGAUCUUCCGAGGGUUAUCACUUUUAGAAGCAAAGCUGAAAAGUGUGUUUGCCAAACAUGGCCUAGAGAAGAUGACACCCAUCGGUGACAAAUACGACCCUCAUGAGCAUGAACUCAUCUGUCACGUGCCCGCUGGCGUUGGGGUACAGCCCGGCACUGUGGCAUUAGUAAGGCAAGAUGGCUACAAGCUUCAUGGCCGCACCAUUAGACUUGCCCAGGUGGAAGUGGCCGUGGAGUCUCAGAGAAGACUAUGAAAGGACCAUGAGGAACUGGAUGUUCUCCCAGAGUACAGUCACCUGUGUUUCCUUUAUUUAUUAAACUAGGUUUGUAUUGUACAUGAGGUACUUCAUGUGAUCUGUUUUGGAUUUAGUCAUAUUGGCUUUAUUUCUAAAAUACUCUACGGAUUUAAUGUGACCUAUGUGGUCUCAUCAGAAGUCUUGCCAUUGGGCAUUUGAACAAUGUGACAAGUGAUCCUGUGGCCUUUGUCCAAAUCUGUUUAAGAAAAUUAUUUUAAAAUUGGUACUCUGAUGACUAUCAAUUGAAAAUCUUUUUAAAAGAUGGAAACGAGGAUAUGUUUAUGUAUUUUCAGCUAAAUGUUUCUUUCUAAUGGUCUCUGUAACAGGAAUUGUAUAGGAUCUGUUAUUUCGUGGGAAAAGGAGAUGGUAGGGAUUGAUUCAACGUCUGGGUACUUAGAUGCUAAAGCUGUAUAGAGUUACAUGAAUUUAGAUCGUUUGGGUUGAUUUUUAUACACAUAGAUUUUUUUUUUUUUAGGACUUCCCCUUGUUAUUUUUCUUUUAGCCACCUUUUGUCCUUGUAGUCCCCACCAGGUGGGCCAUAUUCACACUCAUUGUCCCUUUCCAGUUCCCGUUUAUAAGGGCUAAUUAAGGCCAAGGCAAGACUUGGAAGGCAAGGAGUAUCAAGAAAUUCAAGAUACGAGGUCCCUUUCAAGCAAGUAUGACCAAGAAACGUUGUGCUGUCUUUGCUGAUUUACCUUCAAAUUUUCAGCCUCCCUGGGUAUAUAAUCAUUUCAUUGUAACUGAAGCAGCACCCAUAGCCAAUGAUCCAAGUUGGUCUGUAUAAGUAAUUUACCUACAGCUUUUGUCUCCACUAGCCCUUAAAUCUUCCACUUCGUCAAAUUUGCUUUAUCAUCCUUUAUUAGAUUAUGCAGGGAGGUGGUCAGGACAAAAAUAGGUUCCUACAAUUUCUCAUUUCAUUUAGUUAUGCUGAUUUUUUUUUUUUUUUUUUUUUGGUACUCACAAAUCACUACCUCUCUCACACUGAUAAACUUUGUUUUCUAGUUUUUGUUUGUCUUAUGUCACAUGUAUUAAUAUCUAGCUGGAGUUAGUGAGACUGUGUGGUUUUGUUUGUUUGUUUUUUCUAGUCUUACUUAUACCUGGUGCUCUGUAACAGAUUUGGUCAGUAAAUAAGUGAAUGAAUGACCUAUGAAUCAGACUUUAGAAAGGAGGUCAGUUAUGGAUUUGUAAUGUUAGAAGAGGCCUUAAUGAUGAUCUCAUCUCACCCUUUCAGCUUCUUAAGAAUGAAGACAUCUUUUAAGAACUGGACUCAAAAAUGUCUAAAACCAGUAAACUGAAUUUCUGUGAGGACUUGAAUAAGGAAUAACUAGAUACUAACUUUAAUCAUUUAAGCUUCAACAGUUCUGUAAUGAACGUGCAAGUGUGUCCGCAGCAAACAAAUGUCGUUGGAGGUCCAGAUUGCAUGGGUUCAGGUUUUUACGUCGGUUACCCAUAAAGUAAAUCCAUUUCUAGAACUUUAUGACCCCAUUCCGUGGAGUGGUAAAAGUUAUCCUCUUAGACAUCAUAGAUGGUUCUAGCACACUCCGCACAUAUCAAUAAAACCAUCCCCCAAUGGGCCCUGCCAUCUCCACCAGAAUUAGACACUUAAAAAAAAAAUAAAUAAAAAGCAAGUACAUGCUUUUAAGAAGCAAACAAAAGACUGGUGUAAGAUUUUUAAAACCAGAACCGCUUUCUGCUUUCCACUAAGUACGUACUAUAAACUUAAUGAGCAUCAGAGUUCACAAUAAGAACUGGAUUUUUUUGCCUUCAUUCCUUUGAGAUUGACCGAUGGUGACAAGAAAAGGAGCCGAUGACAAUUACCUAGGCUUCCAUGAGUUACGAGCUGUCAUUAAUCAGUGAUUUAGAACCACAAUAAUUUUAGGUAUGGCAUGUUCCAAGUACUUCAAGAGUUUUCUAAUAUUCCUUGCAACCUCCCGUUUUAGCAAGUAGAUUGAGGAGAAUUUUAGAUUUUUUUGUUAUUCAGUAGUUACGCAGACUUAAAAGUGUAAAUUUAGAAGAUGGGGCUAUAACAGUAAGAAUCUCAAAAAGUUGGGCUUUGGGGAGCCAGAGCAGCAUAAGAGAGCAGGGGCUCUGCAGGCAUUGGCUUGAAUGUAAAUCCCAGCCCAGUCUGUCACCUUGGGCCCCAGUCAUCUCACCCUCCAGAGCCUGCUUCCUCGUUUGUACAAUGAUUACAAUUCUCUCGCAGUACUGUGAGGAUUGGAUGAAAUGUGUAAACUGUCUACUACAGUAGGCCCUCAAAUAUUUAUUUUUAUUACUUUUUAUUAUAUAUGUGGUUUUGCCUCUGUUUUUAUAGCUGCCCUAAAGUCUAAGGAAAAGGGAAGGCUGGUUAAGUGAUGCUUUUCUAUAAAAAAUUGUAGUUUAAUCAAUCACAGUGACUUGUUUUCCUGCCAGCUUCAUUUUUUUCUGUUGUUGUUGUUUUUUUUUAAACAUAAAUCCACACUUUCAGACUGAAGGAGCAAGAAAAUUGUGUCAGUGCUCUUAUUAUUUUCAUCUUGACGGGAAAGCGAAAAGACAUUGUAGGCCUGCAGUUGUGUAAGGAAGCUUUGGCUCACUUGAAGAGGGGAUCUUGGUGUUUUAGUACGUACAGUCUAACAGUCUACAAAUCUUUUACAGAUUGUCUUCUCGGCCAUAAGGGAAUCAGUUUGAUACUGAUAAAUUAAUUGGUGCUCUUUCAUGGCAAAGGAUUUGAUAAGUGAAGAAAGGGUCUUGAACACUAAAGCAAAUUAAAUAGGGAUAUUCAGAAGCAACUUCAAUAAAACCUGAGUUGAUGUAACCGCA
Herpailurus yagouaroundi (jaguarundi) is the source of this 3548-nucleotide messenger RNA. It is a transcript of the gene GRPEL2, whose product is annotated as GrpE like 2, mitochondrial. Lineage: Eukaryota; Metazoa; Chordata; Mammalia; Carnivora; Felidae. The transcript has 4 exons. Gene Ontology annotation, biological process: protein import into mitochondrial matrix; protein folding. The record is from RefSeq and is a predicted model, not a curated record. Gene Ontology annotation, molecular function: protein-folding chaperone binding; protein homodimerization activity; adenyl-nucleotide exchange factor activity. Gene Ontology annotation, cellular component: PAM complex, Tim23 associated import motor. Bases 33 to 710 code for a protein of 225 amino acids.